UCGAAGCCGGGCCCCCGCCUCCGGGUGAUCCAGCGGCUGCCAGGCGGGCCGGGGACGCCUGGAGGAGAGACCCUGCAGACCGUGGGAGAAACUGAGGCACGGUGCGGAGCAACUGGCGGCAGGCGGAGGCGCCCAGCUCGGAGUGGUCCGACCUGUCAUGAAGGCUGUGUAUGUCCCUCCGGGGCACCAGAUGAAUUCCAGGAUUACUUCAAGCAAAAAGGUACCUUUCAGCUUUCCUCCAUCAAAGAGUGAGCUUUGGGAUCCAACCCCAGUGGGAGAUGUCAAGUAUUUGCAUCUCAGUUACUACAGGAAACCGAAGCUUGUGGUGACUGAGAAGGCCCUUCGGCUUGCUUAUCGUCAUGCUAAGCAGAAUGACCCAAAUUUGUCAUGUUUUUUGCUUGGGACUUUGUUAAUAGAUGAAGGUGAGGAAGGUGUAAAGCUGAAAGUAGAUCGCUUUGAUCCUGGUCGAGAAGUACCUGGCUGCCUCAGAAAAGUCCCCACCGCCCCUCUGCCUGGAGACUUUGUGAUUCCAUGUACAGUUAACACGGAGGGCCUUUGCCCCACAGAUGUGAUCAUCCACGAUGCCGAAGACUUUAGUUCCAUCUUCAAGGCUCUGCAGCACCAUUUAUGCGGCAAAGACCCUCUGGACCUCUGCAAGCUGCUCCCCUUGAGAGCAAGAGUCACCUCCAGGGAGCACCUGGACAACCUGCAGUUUGACUUCCACUGGGCAGCCGUGGCUCCUGCCAGUUCCUUUCGAUGUACGCCUGUGAAGCCUCUCCCCAUUAUUCCAACAGCUCUGGCGAGAAACUUGAGCAGUCACAUGAACAUCGCUCAAAUCCAGGGGACCUGUAAGUGGGGGUAUCUUACAAUGGAUGAAACACGCAAGCUGUUGCUGUUGCUUGAAUCAGACCCCAAGGUUUAUUCUCUGCCAUUAGUUGGGAUUUGGCUGUCUGGCGUCACUCACAUCUAUAGCCCCCGGGUAUGGGCGUAUUGCCUGCGCUAUGUGUUCAGUGCUGCAGUUCAGGAAAGGGUUUUUUCCGAGUCUGGAAGUUUUGUCAUCAUUCUCUACUCCGUAACACACAAACAGCCAGAAUUUUAUGAGUGCGUUCUCCAAAGCGGCCAGGGAAGUGACCUCCACUUUCAGCUACUAACCAACAAGGAAACCCUACAUCUUUUCAAAAAUGUUGAGCCUUCACAGAAGAGCUCUCUCCAGUUUGAACUGAGCUCAGAAAACCCAUCUGCAGAAGCAACAUUCUUUAACCAAGUCUCCAGGAAUCAUGCCAUGAAGAGGGCUUCCCAGAAGUUGUCCCCGGGGCAGCAGCUCUCUGUAAGCGACCAUGAUUCUGGCGUGGAAGAUGAAGAUUUGUCCCCAAGACCAGUCCCUAAUCCUCACCCAGUGAGUCAGAAGGUAUCUACCAUCCAUCCUUCAGUUCCUGAGCUCUCUCUGGUUUUGGAUGGUAGCUUUAUAGACUCAAGCCCACCGCCCAGUGAAAGGAAAAUGGCCAAUUGCAAAACCAGCCCUUCAUUGCCGCAGUAUCCAGGACAGAUGAGCUCACAUCCUCAGCAUUGUGACGAGAAACAGAGCCCCAUUCAUGAAGCUGAGGAGCCUCGUUUGGGGCGGCUCCCAAGUCGGGCAGGCCCGGGAGCCCCUUCUUCAAAACCACUCAGAGAAAAGCGGUCGCCUCCCGACAGGCGAGCUGGCCCCCCGACCGGGAGUCUGUCAGGGCCGCUUUGCUCAUCUCCACCGUCUCCCUCAGGGCUCCCCAAACCGUUGUCUCCAGAGGCAUCAGUGCAGAAACCAAAACAGUCCUCUGAAAGCCAUAACACUUCCUCGGAUGGAGACCCGUGGCGAGGGGCCCUUCCUGUGCCAUGCUCCGCACUGGAUUCCAGGCAGGCCUCUCCUUCACCACAGUGGCUCCCCCACGGGUUUGUUCUUUCACCCCAGAAUCUUGGCAGGCCCACUGAACAUCAGGGGCCUGCUCCCCCAGCCCCAUCUUACUGUCCCACUAAUGUUUGCAGCUGCUGUCAACAUCAUGGACAUCUGCAGUGUGGUCGAAUGAACAUUUGGUCAGGGAUACAUAAACACGGGCCCUUUCAGGAAGUCCAGGCUAAUGCUUUUCAGGAUGGUUCCUAUCCAUUUCAUCUGAAUGCCUGUCCAGCUAUAUGCCAUAAUCCAGUAAAUUCUUCAGGCAGCCCUAUGAUCCAGAGACAGCAAGGGAACAUGGGAAAUUGUAGCACUUCAGACUUAUCACCUAUGGGGAGACUUGCCUCCUACUCCAGCAAUCCACAGCUUUGCCCAAUGUGCAUGUCCACACCCAAGAUGCAAGCUGAUGAUGGCAUGAUGGGGUUAUCUCCAGAUGCCUACCGGUUCCUUAAAGAGCAAGACCGACAGUUGAAGUUACUUCAGGCUCAGAUUCAGCGUUUGUUAGAAGCACAGUCUCCUCACCCUGGCCCCAAGGCAGCCAGUUCUGAUGGCACCGUGCAGGCUGAGCAGCAGGUGGAGUUUGUUUCGAUGGAGGCCCAGGCAUCUUCUGGCCUGCACCUGAGGAAAAGUGUGAGCAUCGCUGUGAGCACAGGGGCCAGCUUGUUUUGGGAUGCGCCGGGUGAGAAUCCAGAGCCUUCGGCUUCACUGAGACAGGACGACUCCAAGCUUUCCAGUGGAGACAUCCAUUUGUCCGUGAAUGUCAAUAACGAUGUGACAGAUCGCACAAGUGUUGCGUCUUCAUUAAAAGCGGUUGAUAUUCCAAGUUUUGACGAGAGUAGCCGUGCUGUCGAAGAGGAAAUGACUCCAUCUUCAGCUUUCUCCAGUGUUUCCCCAGAAGUAAGGAAGGAGCCAGAUGUACCAGUGUUUCUUCCAAAUCCCACGUUGGGAGAAGAUGUUAGCGGGAGCUUACCUCCAGGACCCACAGAGGAGGCUGGCAGCCUAUCCUCAGCAGCAGCAGUGGGUGAACCCCAAGCCGAGUCAACCCAAGUGAGGGAGCCCUUGCCGCCUUCUCCGUCGGAUGAUCAGAAGUUUUACCAGGAUUUACUGGGUCAGGUAAACCACCUGUUAAAUACUUCUUCCAAAGACGCCGAGCCCACGUCCACAAAAGUAGCAGCAAUUCCCAGCCAUGGUGGCCCUGGAACCCAGAAUGGGGGUGAUGGAAAAACCAAAAGGCCUGACCCCAGCCGGACGGACAAGGACAGCGUCCUUCAUGCCACCGUUAAACAGCUGAGAAACCUUGGCGUAAAAAUUGACUCUCCAAGUAAAAUGAAGAAAAAUUCACAUAAAGUGGACCAAGCCAGUGUGUUGGCGUGCAUCAGCCCCGAAGCGGUCAUCUCCGGAUUAAACUACAUGUCCUUUACUAACGUCGGCAUGAGCGGUGUGAGCCCCAGUGGUGUGGAUCUGAGCAUGGAGGCCAAUGCCAUUGCUCUCAAGUAUUUAAGUGAGAGUCAGCUGUCGCAGCUUUCCUUCAGCCGAGCAAACCAAAAUCUUCCCGACUCGUCCUUCAGCCUUCUCCAUAUCAACACAGACAAGAACGUGGUGGGGCUCAGUCUGAUCUCACCAAACAUGUCAUUUGCGACCAGAAAAUAUAUGAAGAGGUACGGGCUGAUGCAGAGCAGUGACAGUAGUGAGGAUGAGGAAGAGAUUCCGAAUAAGGCUGACGCCCCCGAGAGUGAGCCUUCGCUGGAUCAAACCUUAGCUUCCAGCCCCGAGCAGUUUAGCUGUCAGAAGGAUGGCCCUGGAAGAGGCUGUGAAAUUCUGGAUUUGAAAUGCUCCAACCCAGAGUUGGUGGGCGCACACCGGCUGCCAAAGCCUGGGGUGCCUGUGUUAAGAGAUGUCACGAAUGGAGCGGCCCCGCCGAGGGCUGCAUCGUCACCCGAGGAUGAGUCCUCGGCCUUCAUCCUGAAAGACCUAAAGAAGAACCCCUCGGUCAAGUUACUGACCGGCCGGGCUGAGUUUACUCAGCAUCCUGAGAAGGAAAAUCAAAGGGACAUUCAGGUAUUUCCUGAAAGUUUGCAGCCUUCCGACACUCUCAGAGAGAUGAAUAGUAUGAAUUCCGUGGGUACGUUCUUAGAUGUCAGGCGUCUCAGGCAGCUGCCCAAAUUAUUCUAGGUAUUUCAGUAGCUGCUAAGCUUUCUUGGAUUAGGGCAGAAGGCUAGGCUGAGGGUUUGGUCCUUGGAGAGAGUGAGGAGGGCCACUGAAUCGGGUAGUUGAGGUCAUUCCAGAACCUUGUCAAAGCCAUCUCUGCAGUGGCCAAGGGCAGAGGGCUAGGGUGGUGGCCUCAGUACCUGGGAAAUGGCCAGCUGUUGGGGACAGAGCACGGGCUCUCAAGGAGGACCCCUCUGCAGUCAGCAGAACGAUGCGUCUUUGCAGCUGGAGGUCUGGAGAGUAAACACUCACCCCCCACCUCGGCCUGACUUGUUCUUUCACCAGAUACGUGGGGAAGGAAAGUCAUUUUAUCCUCCAUCUUGGUAAAGGUUGUUUACUAUCAACUUGCAUUAAAGUUGAUUCGGUCUCAGCUAGCUCCCGUCUCUGCAGGUGCCCUGAGUUACUUUGAAAGCAUCAUGAAAUAAAGGUAUCUCGGCCUUGGAAGGAGGAGCAGGAUUAACUCUUUUAGAGCUGGGGAAUUCGACUUCUCUCUUUUCUUCUGAAAAUAUAUUUUAUUUAAGGCCCUUCUUUCUGUCUUUCCUCUUAAUUGAAAUGCUUGUUUGUUAAACUACUGGGAUCCUGCUUGGUUGAGACUUGUGUGACAUCGUAUCUUCAGUGUGUUGCUCUGACUACUCCAGAGCAACUCAUUUAUGCUGUGUGUGCUUUGUAAACUUGGGAGUGAGUUUUUCAGUGUUUGAAUUUAAUAAAAAUGUGCAGGCUGUCUGU
This is a messenger RNA of Vombatus ursinus (common wombat), 4858 nucleotides long. RefSeq names its product STIL centriolar assembly protein (gene STIL). Bases 158 to 4096 code for a protein of 1312 amino acids. The transcript is spliced from 17 exons. Gene Ontology annotation, biological process: mitotic spindle organization; centrosome duplication; smoothened signaling pathway. Gene Ontology annotation, cellular component: centrosome; centriole. The record is from RefSeq and is a predicted model, not a curated record. NCBI's taxonomy places the organism in Eukaryota, Metazoa, Chordata, Mammalia, Diprotodontia, Vombatidae.